Messenger RNA from Kluyveromyces marxianus DMKU3-1042, 915 nucleotides. RefSeq names its product Sfc1p (gene SFC1). The transcript has a single exon. The coding region runs from base 1 to 915 and encodes 304 amino acids. The record is from RefSeq and is a predicted model, not a curated record. Lineage: Eukaryota; Fungi; Ascomycota; Saccharomycetes; Saccharomycetales; Saccharomycetaceae. Gene Ontology annotation, biological process: transmembrane transport; succinate transport; fumarate transport.
AUGUCGAAGCAAAAGUCUAGUAACCCAGCAGUCAAUUUGAUUGCUGGUGGUGGUGCGGGUCUAAUGGAGGGUCUAUGUUGCCAUCCAUUGGAUACGAUCAAGGUGCGGAUGCAGAUUUAUAAGAGAUCUGCAGACUCUGGUGUGAAGCCUCCGGGAUUUAUCAAAACUGGUGCUCAAAUCUACAGAAACGAGGGUUUUUUGGCGUUCUACAAGGGUCUAGGUGCUGUUGCACUGGGUAUUACUCCUAAGAUGGCUAUCAGAUUCUCGUCGUACGAGUUCUACAGAGGUUUGUUGACCAACAAAGAGACUGGUAAGAUUUCAACCGGUAACACGUUUAUUGCUGGUGUUGGUGCCGGUAUCACUGAAGCAGUUAUUGUUGUGAACCCAAUGGAAGUGGUGAAGAUCAGAUUGCAGGCCCAGGCCUUGAACCCAGCCGAAGGUGUUCCUAAGUACAGAAACGCUAUCCAGGCAUGUUAUGUCAUUGUCAAGGAGGAAGGUUUCAGUGCGCUUUACCGUGGUGUCUCCUUGACUGCUGCAAGACAGGCUACUAACCAAGGUGCCAACUUCACUGUGUACUCUAAGCUAAAGGAGUUCUUGCAGGGAUACCACAACCAAGAGAUGCUUCCAAGUUGGGAAACCUCAUUGAUCGGUUUGAUUUCCGGUGCCAUUGGUCCAUUCUCCAACGCUCCAUUGGAUACCAUCAAGACUAGAUUACAGAAGGACAAGUCCACUAAGGACAUGUCGGGAUUCAAGAGAAUUGUAUUUAUUGGUAAGCAAUUGAUCAAAGAAGAAGGUUUCCGUGCUCUAUAUAAGGGUAUCACUCCAAGAGUUAUGCGUGUGGCUCCAGGCCAAGCAGUUACAUUCACUGCUUACGAAUUUAUCCGUAAGAAGUUGGAGAACACUGGUGUCUUCUAA